Recurvomyces mirabilis is the source of this 1299-nucleotide messenger RNA. RefSeq lists its product as uncharacterized. Gene Ontology annotation, molecular function: methyltransferase activity. Gene Ontology annotation, cellular component: nucleus. The transcript has a single exon. Bases 1 to 1299 code for a protein of 432 amino acids. The record is from RefSeq and is a predicted model, not a curated record. NCBI's taxonomy places the organism in Eukaryota, Fungi, Ascomycota, Dothideomycetes, Mycosphaerellales, Teratosphaeriaceae.
AUGACUUCGUCCAUACUCUGGCAAAAUAUUGCGAAGACGAUCACGCUUAUUGAUAUACCGCAAUCCAUCGCUGCUGCUCAAGGCGCUGUCCAAAAUCCGUGUCACGAUGAGCUGCUUUCUACCAACGCGGUCGAGACACCCUUUACAACGAACGAGCCGAAGACCGCGGCGAAAAUUGCGAAGCUGACUGCUGCAUCAGGCGAUCACGAGCUACAUGAGCGAUACGCUGCUAUUCUUCGAGACGGCCUUGCUGUGGUGAAGACUGCUCAUGAGAGAGACUGGUGCUUGCCGCGGACAUUCGUGGUGACAUCCACAGGCAAACGGAAACGCGAGGAAACUGAUACUCCUACUGUCCUGGAUGAGCUUGUCGCGACGGAGUCAUCGAGUGAAGAUAUUACUGUCACAGCUACCAUCGCUGACGGUCCCGAAUACACGGACAACUACUGCAGGCUGGCUCAUAGAGCAAACCAGGAUGACGUUUCCUCCCUGUCGGCCUCACUGGAUGACAAGCUGGUGUACAAUAGAGAGAUGAACCAAGCUACGAUUCGGAUGCGAACGACGUCUGAGACUGGAAAUAUCUAUCGUGUCCCACCACGUUCAUCCUUCUAUCUUGGAGACUGUCACAGUGGCAGAGAUUUCCGCAUAGCAAUUCGUGCUCAAGCUGAGCACGAAGAUUCUUGCAAGGACUUCGACUUCAUACUUCUGGAUCCACCCUGGCCGAAUAGGUCGGUCAGACGCACACACAAGACACCUGGCUCAACGUAUAGCAUCGCACCCAAUCUCAACGAAGUUGAGGAUCUGCUUUUCGGCAUGGACCUCGAUAUGCUCAUGGCUGACGACUGUCUGGUUGGUCUUUGGAUCACGAACAAGCCCGCAGCACGCGAGAUGGUACUUGGCGAGGGCGGUCUCUUCGCAAGCUGGGGCGUACAGCUGUGCGAGGAGUGGGUCUGGUUGAAGACCACGAUACAUGGCGAGCCUAUCACGCCGAUCGAGGCUACUUGGAGGAAACCUUACGAGGUUCUGCUGCUUGGGCGCAAGCGAUGUAUCGACGCUGCAGGCAUCUUGCCUGUUCAGACCAAGAUCAUUGUGGGUGUUCCAGAUCUACAUUCUCGCAAGCCUUGUCUUCGCGAGCUGAUGGAGCCACUCGUGCCAAACAAGGAAAACUAUCGUGCUUUAGAGGUCUUUGCCAGAUACCUUGUCGCUGGCUGGUGCAGCUGGGGUAACGAAUGCAUCAAGUUCAACAGCACUGAGCACUGGAAGAGCCGCGGCUCCAAAAGGCCUCGACCGAGCAACGCCUAA